Gloeophyllum trabeum ATCC 11539 is the source of this 387-nucleotide messenger RNA. RefSeq lists its product as uncharacterized. Gene Ontology annotation, biological process: termination of RNA polymerase I transcription; DNA-templated transcription. The coding region runs from base 1 to 387 and encodes 128 amino acids. NCBI's taxonomy places the organism in Eukaryota, Fungi, Basidiomycota, Agaricomycetes, Gloeophyllales, Gloeophyllaceae. The record is from RefSeq and is a predicted model, not a curated record. The transcript has 6 exons. Gene Ontology annotation, molecular function: nucleic acid binding; zinc ion binding; DNA-directed RNA polymerase activity. Gene Ontology annotation, cellular component: RNA polymerase I complex.
AUGCCGACGCCUCGUCUGGCAGAAAAGAUAGGGUCGCUGCUGUUUUGCCCUGACUGCGGGACCUUGCUUAACCUGCCCCGCGAUGAUGAGGUCGUGGUGAACUGCGAGCAAUGCGGACAUGAAGAACCCGCCAGCUCAUACGAGAACAUCGUCAUCACUACUCGGUCACAUCCUGAUGCGUUCCCGUCUGCGCUGAGACAGAAGGGGAAGACGCAGACCAAAGUGCACCAGGGGGACGAAGCCUUGCUUAAGGUUACGGAGAAGUGCCCCGAGUGCGGACACAUGGAGGCGUAUUCCAAGGAGAUGCAGCUGAGAAGCGCCGACGAAGGAUCUACAAUCUUGUACACGUGCGUGAACUGCAAGCACGGCUGGCGUGUCAACAACUGA